Phragmites australis (common reed) is the source of this 1435-nucleotide messenger RNA. Its product is annotated as GDSL esterase/lipase At5g41890. The transcript has 5 exons. Bases 192 to 1310 code for a protein of 372 amino acids. Gene Ontology annotation, molecular function: hydrolase activity, acting on ester bonds. NCBI's taxonomy places the organism in Eukaryota, Viridiplantae, Streptophyta, Magnoliopsida, Poales, Poaceae. The record is from RefSeq and is a predicted model, not a curated record.
UCUGAAUCGUUUUCAUGUGUGUCCUCUCUUUUGCUGAAGCAGUCAAAACAGUGACCAUGUCAAAAGGUGGUACGUCAGCCAGUGGCAACGUGUGCAGACAGAGUAUGCCAAUGCCAGUUGCAUUGCAUGGGAAUAUAUGCAACCUCAGAGAUGUCUCAAGGAUGCAACGUACAUAAAGUCAUAAACAUAAGAUGGCCGUGUUUCGUGCUCUCUACUGCUCUUCUCUCUUCGUUGCAAUGAUGCUGCUCAUGUUUCCUUCAUCUGCAGCAUUGCCUCUUGCUUUCUUUAUAUUUGGAGACUCCCUUGUUGAUGUAGGCAACAAUGACUAUCUUGUGACCCUCUCCAAGGCCAAUGCACCACCAUACGGUGUUGAUUUUGUAUUUUCUGGUGGCAAGCCAACCGGAAGGUUCACAAAUGGGAGGACCAUAGCAGAUGUUAUGGGUGAAGCCUUGGGGAAGAAAUCUUUUGCUCCACCCUACUUGGCUCCAAAUUCAGGUGCUGAAAUGACGAAUGAUGGGGUCAAUUACGCCUCUGGUUCUUCUGGCAUAUUUGACGAGACCGGAUCUUUUUAUAUUGGAAGAGUUCCACUAGGACAGCAAAUCAGCUACUUCGAAAAGACAAGAGCUCAGAUACUGGAGAUCAUAGGGGAGGAAGCUGCAACCGAGUUCUUCAAGAAGGCACUCUUCAUUGUAGCAGCAGGAUCCAAUGAUAUCUUGGAGUAUCUUUCGCCUUCCAUACCAUUCUUUGGACGAGAGAAGCCUGAUCCUUCAUACUUUCAGGAUGUGUUGGUUUCCAACCUGACAUUUUAUCUGAAGAGGCUAAAUGAUCUAGGGGCUAGAAAGUUUGUCGUGUCCGAUGUCGGGCCACUCGGUUGUAUACCGUACGUUCGUGCACUGGAGUUCAUGCCUACAGGGGAGUGUUCAGCAUCUGCGAAUCGAGUCACUGAAGGUUACAACAAGAAACUGCAUAGGAUGAUCGGAAAGAUGAACCGGGAGAUGGGUCCAGAGAGUAAAUUCGUGUACACACAUACGUACGACAUUGUGACGGAAAUCGUUCAAAACUACCAUCAGUAUGGUUUUGAUAAUGCGCUGGAUCCGUGCUGCGGCGGCAGCUUGCCUCCGUUUCUGUGCAUCGGCAUUGCCAACUCCAGCUUCUCGCUGUGCAAGGACCGCUCCAAGUACGUCUUCUGGGAUGCGUUCCAUCCGACGGAAGCCGCAAACUUCAUCAUCGCCGGUAAACUUCUCGACGGGGACGCGGCCGCUGCUUCCCCCAUCAAUGUCCGGGAGUUGUACCAGUAUCAGUACAAGUGAGGUAUCGUCAAGGCGUACCUUGUCCUGGCUGUGUAGCCUUCAUCUUCCUUGUUCCAUUUUUCCAAGGCUUGACUCAAUGCACACGGAUCAUAAGUUCUAUGAGAUGCGCGUCAUUAACGUGUAGA